AGAGAGAAGUUGUCUUGUGGAUGUCUGCUCUUCACAGACAGAAGAAAGCUCUGGAAGUCUUCGCCAGAGAGAUAGCACCUGCUGGCACAGGCAUGGCUCCAGGGCUCACAGGAAUCGUAGGUGGAAGACCCAGAGUGUCUCCUGUUCUGAAGCCCUUCUUCUUCCUGCAUCCCAAGUCCCUGCUGCAGGUGGACAUGCACAUUGGUGGAGAGCUGGUGGAGACCUUGAGGGAGGCGGAGCUAGAGCUGGAAGCCCCGCCCCCCCCCCCUGAAGACACGCCUCUUACAGAUCUCCCUAGUGGGUCUGUGAGUUAUCGUGUAGAGGACCUGGCUUACACGCGCAGUGGAGACAAGGGAGACUCUGCUAACAUAGGUGUGAUAGCGCGCCACCCUCUCUUCUUCCCCUACCUGAAGAAACACCUGACAGUGGCUGUGGUGCAGGAACACUUCAGUCACCUGAUAGAGCAGGACACACCCAACGCUGUCACACGGUACGAGCUGCCUGGGAUCCAUGGUCUGAACUUCGUGCUGCAGAGUUCUCUAGGAGGGGGAGGGGUGGCUUCUCUACGCAGCGACCCUCAGGGUAAGGCAUAUGGUCAGAUGCUGCUGGACCUGAAGCUGAAAGGCCUUCCUGAUCUCAAGUCACUGGUGGACUGAGGGGAGAGGAGGAGAUAAGGGGAUAAAUACGAGUUGGAUGGAGACACAGAGAGAGGGAAGAAAAAAGAAAUAACUCACAUUAGUGAGAGAGUGAAAGAAAGGUGUCAAGAUGAAAAGCAGAAUCGGAAUGGAAUCGAUUCUAGACCAGCUGAUUGCCUUCAAUGAUUAUGUGCCAAAUAAAAACAUAAUCAAUAACACUAAACCACUAAUGAUAAUAAUUAUGUUUCGAUGUGUGAGAGCUAGCUCACUGGUCCACCUCAAUAGAGGUUUAAACUGUGUGUGUGUGUGUGUGUGUGUAUUUGUACUGAACUACAUGGGUAUUAAAUGAAGAACGUCUAGCUACGGUUAGCUAGUUGUUAGCCUUCGCUAUGCUAAAGAGUGCCUUAUGUAAGCUAGCAUCAUGCUAGCCUGAGGAUAUGUGGAAGAACACAAGCUAGCUCAUGCUAAGCUGUGUUAGCUAGCAAUCCCUGCUAGAUUCAUCGCUAGCCUAAGCUCACUACUCAGGCCUUUAUGAAAUUACUAAAUGUGGAAAUAAAUAAGUUUAACUGUUUCACUGUU
Messenger RNA from Osmerus eperlanus (European smelt), 1214 nucleotides. RefSeq lists its product as uncharacterized. The record is from RefSeq and is a predicted model, not a curated record. The transcript has 8 exons. The coding region runs from base 21 to 656 and encodes 211 amino acids. NCBI's taxonomy places the organism in Eukaryota, Metazoa, Chordata, Actinopteri, Osmeriformes, Osmeridae.